Colletotrichum karsti is the source of this 3765-nucleotide messenger RNA. Its product is annotated as WD domain-containing protein. Bases 1 to 3765 code for a protein of 1254 amino acids. The record is from RefSeq and is a predicted model, not a curated record. Lineage: Eukaryota; Fungi; Ascomycota; Sordariomycetes; Glomerellales; Glomerellaceae. Gene Ontology annotation, cellular component: COPII vesicle coat; endoplasmic reticulum exit site. Gene Ontology annotation, molecular function: structural molecule activity; protein binding. Gene Ontology annotation, biological process: intracellular protein transport; endoplasmic reticulum organization; COPII-coated vesicle cargo loading. The transcript is spliced from 3 exons.
AUGGUUCGCCUUCGCGAGAUCCCGAGGACGGCGGCCUUUGCCUGGUCCCCGGACCCGUCGAAGCCUCUCUUGAUCACCGGCACCAGAGCUGGAGCUGUCGAUGCCGACUUCUCUGAUGAGACCAAGCUGGAGCUGUGGGACCUCAACCUCGACAACCAAGAUCAGGGCCUCGAGCUACAGCCCGUCGCCAGCAUCAGCACCGACUCGAGAUUCUAUGAUAUUGCCUGGGGACCAGCCGACUCCGACCAUCCAAGGGGCAUCAUCGCUGGCGCUCUGGAGAAUGGAUCCCUCGACCUGUGGGAUGCCGAGAAGCUCAUCGAAGGCGCCGACGACGCCCACAUGUCCCGCACAACGAAGCACACCGGUGCAAUCAAGUCCCUUCAAUUCAACGCUCUUCGACCCAACAUUCUUGCCACCGCCGGCGCAAAGGGAGAGCUGUUCAUCUACGACAUCAACGACGUUGGCAACCCGUUCCGACUCGGCACCGCCGCCGCUCGCUCAGACGAUCUGGAAUGCGUCGCAUGGAACCGCAAGGUGGCACACAUUCUGGCCACUGGAGGAUCCGGUGGAUUCGUUACUGUUUGGGAUUUGAAGACUAAGAAGGCGUCUCUGACGCUCAACAACAACAGGAAACCAGUCAGCGCGAUUGCUUGGGACCCAAACAACUCGACCAAGCUUCUUACCGCUACCCACGACGACACUUCCCCUCUUAUCUACUUGUGGGACCUCAGGAACUCCAAUGCACCCGAGCGUACACUUCAGGGACACGAACAGGGCGUUCUGUCUCUGUCUUGGUGUCAGCAGGACAGCGACUUGUUGAUUUCUUGCGGCAAGGACAACAGGACUCUGGUUUGGAACCCCCAGACUGGUGAUCGUUAUGGAGAGUUUCCCGAGGUCACGAACUGGACUUUCCUGACCCGCUUCAACCCCUCGAACCCGAACCUGUCGGCCACGGCCGGUUUCGACGGCAAGAUCACUAUCCAGACCCUGCAAAACACCAAUCCCUCGACCACCCAGAGCACGACGCAAAACAACCUGGACGGCGAGGACUUCUUCACCAGCGCGCAGACUCAGCCUCAGGGAGCUUCCUUCUCGCUCAACAAGGCGCCCAAGUGGUUUGAGCGUCCCAUUGGUGCCACGUUUGGCUUUGGAGGAAAACUCAUCAUUUUCAAGCAAAAUGCUCAGCAGCGUACCUCCAAGAUCUCGAUUUCUCAGUUCGCGGUUGACUCCGCUGUGGGCACCGCUACAGAGAAGUUCGAGGAGGCUCUCCAGUCUGGUGAUAUUGUUGGCCUUUGCGAGACUCGCAAGGAACAGUCGAAGACCGAGGAGGAGAAGGCCGACUGGCUCGUCAUGGAGACUUUGACCGCCGAGAACCCCCGAAAGCGCAUUAUCGAGUACCUUGGUUUCACUGAAGAGGAGAUCACAAACGGAGUCUCCAAGGGUGAGGAAGAAAAGUCCGAGGAGGCUGUCGAAGAGAAGAAGGAAGAAGCCAAAGAUGAGGACAAUAUGUGGGGUGACGGUGACGGCGAGGGUGAAGACUUCUUGUCCAACUUGUCUGCCAACAAGGGGGCCAAGACCGACAGCCCCUUCCAUCUGCUUGCCGACACCGACACCGCAGUUGAGAAGUCUAUCACCAAGGCGUUGAUGCUCGGCAACUUUGCCAAGGCUACCGACAUUUCCUUGAAGGAGCAGCGUUGGGCCGAUGCAUUCUUGAUUGCCAACUGCGGCGGACAAGAAUUGGUGGACAAAGUGCAGUCUGCUUACCUGGCAAGCAAGGAUGGCGUCCCUAGCUAUGUCCGACUCUUGGGAUCCGUCAUCGCCAAGAACCUGUGGGACGUCGUCUACAACGCCGACCUCGAGAAUUGGAAGGAGUCAAUGGCCAUUCUCUGCACGUUCUCAAACCCCAAGGAAUUCCCUGAUCUCUGCGACGCCCUUGGAGAUCGCAUCCUUGAGAGUGGUUCUCGGAAGGACGCCUCUUUCUGCUAUUUGGUUGGUUCCAAGCUCGAGAAGGUUGUCUCUAUCUGGAUCAACGAGCUCGAGGAAGCCGAGCAGGCCGGUGUCCAGGAACCUAGCGAAGACUCGACCUUCUCUGUUCAUGCCCGCUCUCUGCAGCACUUCAUUGAGAAGGUCACCAUCUUCCGUCAAGUUACCAAGUUCCAAGACACCGAGAAGAGUCAGAGUGCGGACUGGAAGCUGUCGGCCCUGUACGAGAAGUACACAGAGUACGCCGACAUCAUUGCCGCGCACGGCAAGCUUGCUGUCGCUCAGAAGUACCUUGAUCUUCUGCCGGACAACUACCCCGCGGCAGAGAUCUCAAGAAACCGCUUGAGGCUUGCCACUCAGAGGGGAGCCGCUCCCAAGGCCGCGGCGGCUGCGGCUCGUCGUCCUGGGCAAGCUCCGGCUGCGACAAAUCCGAGAGUCACUCCGGUCUAUCAGCCCACUGCCCCUGCCGCUGCUGCGGCUCCUCCCAGCUCCAACCCGUAUGCUCCAGCCGGGCCUGCCCUUGCUGCCUCCUCUGUAUCCGCGGCGUCAAACCCUUACGCUCCUCCUACCGUCGGGUACAACCCGGCUCCCGCCACAGGCUAUACACCCGCUGCCGCUCCAUCCCCUUAUGCACCGGCUCAGGGUUACCAGCCUCCCGCUCAAUCCUACGGAGCGCCAGCCGGCUAUGGCCCACCGCCCACCAAUUUCGGCGCUGUUCCCCCGCCGCCGCGAAACUCCACGCCGACAUCCUCUUUCAGGCCUAAGGAGAGCUGGAACGAUGUGCCUCUGGUCAACAAGGCGCCUCCUCGCAAGACAACCCCCAGUGUGGCCCCGAUCACUUCGCCAUUCCCGGGACAGACGAACCAGGCCGGUCCUCCUCCUCAAAGUCCCUACGGCCGCAGUGGCGCAACUCCCCCUCCCCCUCCUCCCAAGGGGCCGGCUCCUCCCCGUGUCACGUCUCCUCUGGCCGGACCCCCGCAGGCAUUCCAGGCACCGCCGAGACCGACGUCGGCAGCUUCGAACGCAUACGCUCCUCCGCCUCCCCAGGCUGGCGCCCCGCCUUCCAUGAUGCCGCCGCCGCCCAUGGCUCGCGGCCCUUCGCCGUACAACCCUCCUCCAUCUGGCGCCCCCCCCUCAAACCGCUAUGCCCCGGCCGCUGCAACGCAGCCUCAAGCAAGCCAACCACCUAUGGGAUCGGCUCCACCUCCGGGUAGCCAGCCACCCCCGAGGAACCCUUACGCACCGCCGCCGCAAGCAGGCACCCCGCAGAACCAGUACGCGCCUUCACCCUACGGAGCUCCUCCUGCCGCCGCCGCACCUCCUCCGGCUGCAUCAAGGCCUCCCACUGGACCUCCUCCUGCAGGCGGACCGCCUCCAGCCGCCGCUGCCACCCCUCCCCCUCCUAAGGCAGCGCCACCGCCAGCUAAGGCCAGGCACCCGGCUGGUGACAGAUCUCACAUCCCACCUCACGCCCAGAGUUUGGUAGAUGUUCUCAAUUCGGAUAUGCAGCGGGUGGCAUCGCGAGCGCCUGCUAGUUUCGCUGCCCAGGUGAAGGACACCCAGAAGCGUCUCAACUUGCUGUUCGACCACCUCAACAACGAAGAGCUCGUCAAGCCCGAUACAAUUGAUCAGCUUGUAGCUCUCGCUGAGUCUAUUGACGAGAAGAAUUACGAGGUGGCCCACAAGAUCCAAGUUGAGAUCCAGAAGGAGAAGACCGAGGAGUGCGGUAACUGGAUGGUUGGUGUCAAGCGGUUGAUCAGCAUGAGCAAGGCCACCCCAUGA